Molecule: messenger RNA, 4493 nt
Organism: Rubroshorea leprosula
Lineage: Eukaryota; Viridiplantae; Streptophyta; Magnoliopsida; Malvales; Dipterocarpaceae
Source: the annotation of a GenBank genome assembly
AAGGCAAAAGGUAUGCUCCUCAUCUCUUCCAUCUCUUGUUUUUAAUUCAUUUUCCUAGUUUCAGUUCCUUCAUCUUAAAAUUUACUUACUCUUUGUCUGUUUCUUCUCAGAGUUUAGUUACCACCCACUUCCAGCAGGCAGCAAAUUUGUGUCCACUUUCAACUCUGAGCAUUUGGAAAAAAAAAAAAAACAAAGCUAGGAAGCAAAGUAAGAAAACCUGAUCAUUCAAUGGAAUUCUUAUCUAUUGCUGGAGGUGCUUUCUUAACUGUUGCUUUUGAGGAGCUGUUUAAGAAGUUGAAGUUCAGCAGAUCACUCAAUUUGCAGAAGCAGGUCCUUAAUAAGUUGCAAAACUGGGAGAGCUUAUUGCCGAAAAUCUUUGCCCUUCUUGCAGAUGCAGAAGAAAAGCAGAUGUCUAAUUCCAGCGAGUUGAUAAAGAUAUGGGUCGCUGAAAUUAGGGACUUGGCUUAUGAUAUAGAGGACAUCUUAGAUGAAUUUCAAGUUGAUUCUCAGAGAAGCAGUUUGAAUAUUUCAAAACCUCACCAAGCCAGCAGCAUUGGCAAGACCACUUUAGCUCGACUUGUUUACAACGAGGUGACGACGCCAGAAAACUUUGAGAUUAAAUCCUGGGUCUGUGUCUCUGAUCAGUUUGAUAUUACAAGCAUAACAAAAGCCAUUCUAGAAGCAGUUGGGGGAAAUUGUAUUUCAAAUAAUUUAGAUCUGCUUCAACAAGAAUUGAACAGCAAGUUAUCUAACAAGAAGUUUUUGCUUGUACUGGAUGACAUUUGGAAUGAGAACUACUCUCUGUGGGAUAGUCUACGAAAACCAUUCUUAUCCGGAGCAGCUGGAAGCAAAAUAAUCAUCACAACUCGCAACCAGUGUGUUGUAGAAAUGAUGGGAGGAGUGGAUAGAGUUUGCAGUCUAGAAGUGUUGAAGGAUGAAGAGUGCUUGUCAGUGUUUGCUCAACAUGCAUUGGGAACAGACAAUUUUGAUGCACACCCAAAUUUAAAAGAAAUUGGGGAAAAAAUUGCUAAAAGGUGCAAAGGAUUGCCGUUAGCUGCAAAAACCCUUGGGGGCCUUCUAUGUGGUAAGUUAAGCCGUCCUGCAUGGGAAUGCAUUUUAAAAAGUCAAAUAUGGGAGCUGAAAGAAACUACAAGUAAUAUUCUUCCAGCUUUAAGAUUGAGUUAUCAUUAUCUUCCUUCUUGUUUGAAGCCAUGUUUUGUCUAUUGUGCAUUGUUUCCUAAAGACCAUGAGUUUGAGAAGAACCAGCUUGUUUUGUUGUGGGUGGCAAGUGGGGUUUUACAGCAACAGUCAGUAGAAGUUGGUCAUCAAUAUUUUGAUGAGUUAGUUUCAAGAGCUUUUUUGCAGCGAUCUAGUGGGAAUGAGUCACGGUUUUUGAUGCAUGAUCUCAUACAUGAUUUGGCUCAAUUUGUUGCUGGAGAAUCGUGCUUCAGUCUUGAGCAUGAGUUUGAGGUUGAUACAAAAUCAAAAGUGAAUUAUGAAAAGAUUCGUCAUUUGUCUUGCAUCCGUGGUUGUUGUGAGACCUCUAAGAAAUUUGAAGUCUUGAAUGUCAUGAAGUGUUUGCGAACAUUCAUUCCAGUUGGCUCAAGGAGGUGGUGUGGUAUAUCAAAUGUAGUGGUGCAUGAUUGGCUGCCAAAAUUAAGAUGCUUGAGGGCAUUUUCUGUUGAGUGUUAUCACAUAUAUAAGUUGCCAGAUUCAAUUGGAUAUUUAGUGCAUUUGAAGUACCUUAAUUUGUCAGAAACUCCAAUUGCAAGCCUACCUGAGUCCGUGGGUUUCCUCCUUCAAUUACAGACACUGUUGCUCUUUAACUGCCACAAGUUUUUGAAGUUACCUGUGACAAUUGGGAACUUAGUUUACCUCCAUCAUCUGGAUAUUGAAGGUACGAGUUCCUUGAAAGAGAUGCCAUCAGAAAUAGGAAAACUGUCUAUUAUGAAUCUAGAGAAUGUUUUGAAUGUUCAAGAUGCUAUAGAGGCUGAUCUAAAGAAUAUUGAUGGUCUUGAUGAGUUACAUUUGGAGUGGACUUCUGAUUCUGGUAAUACGAGGAAUAAAACCAAUGAAGAAAUGCAGGUCCAGGUCCUCAACUUGUUAAAACCCCAUUCAAAAUUGAAAAGUCUCACAAUUGUUUCCUAUGGUGGCCAAAAAUUCACUUCAUGGAUUGGUGAUCCAAUUUUUGCAAAUUUAUCAUAUUUGAAGCUCAAAGAUUGUAAGAGAUGCACUUUGUUACCGUCACUUGGGUUAUCACCUGUUCUCAAAGAAUUGAUUAUUGAAGGCAUUGAGGGAAUAGAAGCAGUGGGUCCAGAGUUUUAUGGGAAUGGAACUUUUUCAUCACUAGAGAAGCUGGUUUUCCAAAACAUGUUAAAUUGGAAGGAGUGGACUUCUCCAACAGGAAGUGGAGGUGAAUUCCCUUGUCUUGGCUGUCUUGAGAUUGGAGAUUGUCCCAAGUUGACAGGACAAUUACCCAGCCAGCUUUCUUCUCUGGUGAAUCUUGUGAUAAAUGGAUGCCCAGAGUUAAGAUGCUCAUCUACCACAAGUCUUGUGUCACUUAAAAAGCUUCAUAUUAGAGACUGCAAUGUUAUUCUUUUGAAGAGCAUGGUUGAUCUCACCUCUCUAACUCAAUUGACCAUUGAGAAUAUUUCAGAGAUGUCUUGCUUGCCUAAGUGUUGUACACAGUUCUUAACAGCUCUUAAGAAUCUUGAAAUUGAAGGGUGCAAAGAACUUACUUGGAAAGAACAAGGCCUCUUGCCUUUGAAUCUUAAACGGCUUGCCCUCUCUAGUUGUGAGGCAUUGGAGUCAUUAUUACCUGAUCUGAUGAUGAGGAAGAUGGGCGGAAGCAACAGUAAUAGCACUGACAUGUUGAGACUUGAAGAGUUAGAACUUUAUGGUUGUCCUUCUCUCAGGUCAUUAUCCUUGCACAUCACAGUUAAGUGGUUGACAAUAGAAGGAUGUGAAAAUCUUGAGUCUCUACCGGAUGGAAUACUGAUGCAAGAUGAUGGUGACAACAACAGCAAUCUUGAAUAUUUAUAUAUAGAGAAACAUCCACCUCUAAAUUCUUUUCAGAGGGGUCAGCUGCCAGCUUCUCUCAAGCAAUUUAUAGUUCAUAAUUGCGAGGGGUUGGAAUCUAUUUCAAAGGGAAUGCUGCAUCAAUGUACAGGACUUAGAUCCAUUGGAAUUAUGAAUUGUCAAAGGUUGAAAGGCUUACCCAGCCUUGAUUGCCUCAGCAAUCUCAUUGAAUUACACAUUGGCGGUUGUCUCGCUUUAGAGUACAUCCCAAAUCUGGGCUUAUGCAUCCCCAAUCUCAAGAAAUUGGUAAUACGGAGUUGUAAGAAUCUCAAGUCCUUCCCAAAUACUACGAUGUCCCAGUUGAAAUCGCUUCAGGAGCUACAUAUAAAUGGUUGUCCAAACAUAGAGUUGAUUCCGUCUCCAGGUGGGAAUGAGAAUGGGGGUUUACUUUUAGAUUUACCCCCAAACUUAACAGAGCUUACGUUAGACGAUGCAAUUCUCAAGUUCCUACUACCAAAUACGACUCAAAAACUAUCCAAUCCAGUUCCAGAUGGGCAUUUGGCAACGGUGGCGGGAUGCGGCCUCCACAACCUUACCUCUCUUCAAUACUUGCAAAUUAGUUGUCGGACAUGGCCGCCGGAUAUUGUGCUGCCUUCUUCUUUAACUACUCUUUGGAUCGGCGAUGUUGAAAAUCUGGAAUCAAUACCCAGAGAGCUCCUCCAAAACCUAAACUCUCUUCAAUACUUGGGAAUAUCGAGCUGGCCGAAGCUACGAUCCUUGCCAAAGGAAGGCUUGCCUCCCUCUCUUGGAGCACUCGACAUCUCCACCUGUCCACUGCUAAAACGACAGCGCUUUGAGGUGGAAGGAGACCACUGGCCUCUCACCCAUACCAUCCCCUGCGUUGCGAUAGAUAACCGUCAGGUAAUAAAAUCUACUGCUAUGAAGCUGAAACUGGGUAUCAUGUAUUCCCAUAGGAUAGCACUGCAACCAUUUCUUAAUUACUUGACUCAAAUCUUGAACAAACUGAUCCAAAUCCUACAGAGAGUGCAACAAAAUGAAGGGGGAUGGCCUAAUGUCCAUGGAGGAGCGAGAUUCUUCUUGCUUAUAAUUGAGUAUGCUUCAAGGUCAGAUGUCUCGAUGAAUAAAUGGGAGUGUACUUGGGAUCCAUCAUGGUUGCAGCAACAAACUUCUACCCUCCAAACAAUGCCCUCUCUGGCAAUGCAAGAAGGACAUGGAUGUUCUUGGAGUUUUUCUGGUAAUUUCUCUAGCCAUAUCAAGGACAAUUCGAGGAUAUGUAUGAAGGUGGAUGGAUGGAGUACUGCUUCCAGGAUCAGUCUGUUGCAUAUCUGUCCAUCACUUUGGUGUUGAGAAAAACAGUCUUCAUGGAUCCGUAAUAUGAAGAAAAGCAGGGGAAAAUGUUACUGGUUAGUGGCUGCUGUUGGGGAUCAUUCCAGAAAUGAAUUGAUUUGCUAAUU